ACAAAUUAAGCCCAGCUCCGUUAUUUUGCGCGUAAUAAAGUCAAAAUGAUGUCGCUACCCGACUCUGAUUCUGAGGACGAGCUGCCGCCAGGUUGGGAGGAGCGUGCCACCGACGAUGGCGUUGUCUGCUAUGUCAAUCAACAGAGCAAAACCUCACAAUGGACACAUCCGCGAACUGGACGCUCCAAACGCAUUACCGGCGAGCUGCCCCUGGGCUGGGAGAAAUACUACGAUGAGCAAAGCAAACGUUUCAUGUUCCACAACAAGGAAACGAAACAGCGCACCAAUAUUGAUCCACGACUGGCAUUUGCUGUCGAGGAGCCCACGUUAAAUGUGGCGCAAGUGCGUCAGCGUUUCGACUCUUGCAGCACAGCGCUGCAGGUGCUGCAUGGCAAGGAUUUGCAUGGCCGUGUAGCGCUCAUAACGGGUGCCAACUGUGGCAUUGGCUAUGAAACGGCGCGUUCACUGGCCCUGCACGGCUGUGAAAUUAUCCUUGCCUGCCGGAAUCUAGCAUCGGCCGCGGAGGCCAUCGAACGCAUUGCCCAGGAGCGACCAGCAGCACGUGCCAGGUGUCGUUCGUUUGCCCUGGAUUUGGGCUCGCUGCGCAACGUGCAGAAGUUUGUAGAGCAGAUCAAGCAGAACUUCAGCCACAUUGACUAUCUCAUACUGAAUGCCGGCGUCUUUGCUUUGCCACACACCAAAACUGUCGAUGGACUCGAGACAACAUUCCAAGUAUCGCAUUUAUCCCAUUUCUAUCUAACGCUGCAAUUGGAGUCGCUGUUUGAUCACAGGACGCGUAUUGUGGUGCUUUCCUCCGAAUCGCACAGAUUUGCCAAUCUGCCAGUGGAGAAUCUAACGCUGCAGCACUUAUCGCCGCCAGCAGAGAAAUAUUGGAGCAUGAUGGCCUACAACAAUGCCAAGCUGUGCAAUGUCUUGUUUGCCCAGGAGCUGGCACAGCGCUGGCGGCAACGCGGUAUUUCUGUCUUCUCGGUGCAUCCUGGCAACAUGGUUUCGACUCAACUGUCGCGCAAUUAUUGGUUUUAUUGCCUGCUGUUUGCCAUUGUGCGACCCUUUACCAAAUCCCUGCAACAAGCCGCCGCCACGAGCAUCUACUGCGCGACGGCGAACGAGUUGACUGGCCUGUCGGGUCUGUACUUCAAUAACUGUUACUUCUGCGAGCCCAGCAAGCUGUCCAAGUGUGCGGCACUGCAGCAGCAAUUGUGGGCGCUCAGCGAGCGCCUGAUCCUUGAGCUAAUCGAGACGACAGCUAGUUGAAUUCAAAGUUUUCUUUUAAAUACGUGUGUUUUUUAAUAACUA
Messenger RNA from Drosophila novamexicana, 1317 nucleotides. RefSeq names its product WW domain-containing oxidoreductase (gene Wwox). The record is from RefSeq and is a predicted model, not a curated record. Gene Ontology annotation, molecular function: protein binding. Lineage: Eukaryota; Metazoa; Arthropoda; Insecta; Diptera; Drosophilidae. Bases 46 to 1275 code for a protein of 409 amino acids. The transcript is spliced from 6 exons.